This is a messenger RNA of Aspergillus nidulans FGSC A4, 604 nucleotides long. RefSeq lists its product as uncharacterized. The record is from RefSeq and is a predicted model, not a curated record. NCBI's taxonomy places the organism in Eukaryota, Fungi, Ascomycota, Eurotiomycetes, Eurotiales, Aspergillaceae. The transcript has 3 exons. Bases 76 to 477 code for a protein of 133 amino acids.
GCAUCAGACCCUCUCAGCCUCGUUAUCAAUCCCAAUCAAUCCCAAUCAGCCCAAUUAGAUCAAUAAUCGAUCACCAUGAAAUUCACUGUCGCCGGAGUUCUUGCCCUCGCCAGCCUGGCCCUCGCCAUGCCUGCCCCUGAGGCAGCCGCCGUCGCGGAGGCAGAGGCCCUCGAGGCCCCUGUCCCCGUCGACAUCUCCCCUGAAGCUUUGGGCCUUGAAAAGCGCGCCAAUACUGUGUGCAAGAUCGUCAACUCGAGUUCCUCCAAGGUCAACUGCCGCACCGGACCGGGCUUUGACUAUCCAGCCUCGUACUCUGUGAUCCCCGGCAAGUACUACGAGUUUAGGUGCUACAAGUCUGGAGACUGCUAUAACGGCAACUGCACCUGGCAGCGUAUUAACUGGGAUGGCAAGACCUGCUAUGUCAAUGGCUACUACACUGAUAGCAAAUGCACUGUUGCUGCUCUUGGAAAGUGCUAGAGUCAAUGUUUUCGGUCAUGCCACGACCACGGCGUUAUGGCAGUCUGAAUAUCUAGGGGUCAAUAUAGUCGGUUUAAGGGAGGGAUAACAUAUUGGGAUAGACGGUCCAGUGCCAGUACAUAAUGCA